Molecule: messenger RNA, 1507 nt
Organism: Rhododendron vialii
Lineage: Eukaryota; Viridiplantae; Streptophyta; Magnoliopsida; Ericales; Ericaceae
Product: dof zinc finger protein DOF3.6-like
Exons: 2
Coding region: 390-1301 (303 amino acids)
Biological process (GO): regulation of DNA-templated transcription
Molecular function (GO): DNA binding; DNA-binding transcription factor activity
Source: RefSeq, a predicted model, not a curated record
UAAUACAAGUUACCAAACAGGGCGUCUCUCUCUCUCUUCCAUGCAUGAGUCACUAUCUCUUUUUUUCUUUCCCAGCACUAACUCACAGUAUUCCAGAUAGGAAACCUAAAGACGAAGAAACUCCCCCCACUCAAAACCCUAAAAAUAUAUAAUAAAACACAAAAGACAUUUGAGAAAAGACAUUUGAGAGAAUGUUAGAAAAAAUUUAAAAAACUAAACAAGAAUAAAGUCCCUGCUCUCUCUCUCUCUCUCUCUCUCUCUCUCUCUCUCUUGUGUUCUCUCUCCUCUUCACCUCUCACUAGAAUUCUCCUAGCCUCCAUAUAUUUCCCUGCAAAAAAAUUCCCAUCAACCUUUAUUAAAGAUAGAUAAAGAUCACAACCAAGGAAAACAUGUUCUCCACAUCCGUUCCAGUCUUUUUAGAUCAUCCCAAUUGGAACCAGGAACAACAACCAGAUCACCAAUUACAAGGAUAUUGUGGCAGCCAAAAUUAUGAACUUGAGCUGCCCCCGCCGCCCCAAGUGGCUGGCGGGGGUGCCCCGAUCAAAGCUAACUCAACGGCUGAUAGAGCCCGGCAAGCUAAACUACCACAGCCGGAGGCAGGUCUAAAAUGCCCCCGGUGCGAUUCUGCUAACACAAAAUUUUGCUACUUCAACAACUACAACCUCUCUCAGCCCCGCCACUUCUGCAAGACAUGUCGCCGGUACUGGACUAGGGGAGGCUCCCUGAGGAAUAUUCCUGUAGGCGGAGGUUGCCGGAAAAACAAGAGGUGCAAAAAUAAAAGUAGUUCAAAAUCUCAUCAUCAAGCGAUGAACAUCACAAAGAGUGCCAGUACUAGUACUCCCUCCAGACGCAGCGCUGAAACACCGAAUUAUUUUCUCACUCCACCACCACAAUUGCAAAUGCCCUUCACGGAUGGUAUACAAAAUUGUGGUGGGGGCAACUUGGGUAUUGGUGGGUUUCAGCCAAAAAUCGCAACAGAAGGUGGUGGUGGUGGUGGUGGGGAGGCUUGUUUAGGGUUUCAGAGUGGGAGUAGCGAUUUCUUAUCGGUAGGAGUGGCGGAGCAGUGGCGGUUGCCUUUCUUGACCGGCCUUGAGUCGUCACGGGCGGAUUUUUUCUUAUACCAAGGCCAUGAAGAUGUUGAAGCAAGAUCUGGCAACAGCACUAAUCACCUGCAGGCUCCAGUGAAACUGGAAGAGAACCAAUUAGGGCUUAAUUUAUCAAGUAGUGAUCAGUUUUGGGGUGGAAAUCAAUGGCCAGAAUUCUCAGGUCUCAAUCCUUCUUCCACUAGCAAUCUCCUCUGACCAUUUCUUUGAUUGUUUUUGCUAGCUAAUUAUAGUCUGUAAUUAAUUAAUUAAUCUUUAUGUGGUUUUUCUUUUUCUUAUUUAAGUUUUUCAGAAGCAAUGGUGACUACUUGUGUGCUUUAAGCUGUGUUUAAGGAAUUGUGUGUGAAAAUGUGUGAUUUUGUUUUGUGGCUGAUUUUCUAUGAGAAAUGAUCUGAUUUGAACUC